AUGCCAACCCGCUCUCUGACACGCCCACCACCGACCCUGAGCUUAUACGCAGGUUCCCCACCUACUGUCGCCCCAACGUGUGGCCCACCCAAGACCUCCCGGAGCUGGAACCAGGUGAGCUGGCGCCCAGCCACGUCAUCUUCUCCUUCCCUUGUCACUCUGACUCGUUGGAGUCACAUCACAUCACAUCAUGACACUGAACUGAAUCUCGUUCUCGCGCCUCCCUGCUGUGCUGUGCGCGUGUCAGCCUUCAAGGCGCUGGCACGGAUGAUAGUGGUUGUGGGCAAGCAGCUGCUGCAACACUGUGAUACCUAUGUCCACAGCAGGAACCCUCAGGUGCCCCCAGGCAAGCUGCAGCGAGUGGUGGAACAGUCCCCCUGCCACAAGGCCCGCCUGCUGCUCUACCUGCCACCGCAGCUGCCCCCACCCACACCGCUAGCAGCACAGGAAGCGCGAGAGGGAGAGGGAGUGGAAGAAUCGCCCGCAGAGAACAGCAGGACGUCACAGGAAGAGGAGGCAGUGGCAUGUGCACGCAAUGGGGGCGAUGGGGGCGCGUCUGCUUCUGAGAGUCUAACGGCUGUGGCAGAUGCGGAUGUGUCGUCGUGGUGUGGCUGGCACCUGGACCACGGCUCCCUCACAGGCCUGACGAGGGCACAGUUCUGGAGAGGUGGGGAAGCCAUGGAGGGCAGCGAGCUGGACCCCACGUGUGGCCUUUACAUCCGAACUAGGGACGGGCAGAUUGUGCAGGCGCACAUACCGGAGGGGUGCAUAGCGUUUCAAGUGGGGCACGCCAUGUCCAUCCAGUCAGGGGGGCUCCUAGCUGCCACGCCACACUGUGUUGCGGCACCCAAAGGGCCGGCAUCAGUAGGCAUUUCUCGUGCCACAUUAGCAGUGUUCAUGCAGGUCCGUACUGUUCAUGUGUGUCCGCACUUAUCAUGCAUAUGCAAUGCCUAA
This is a messenger RNA of Closterium sp. Yama58-4, 954 nucleotides long. The record is from the annotation of a GenBank genome assembly. NCBI's taxonomy places the organism in Eukaryota, Viridiplantae, Streptophyta, Zygnematophyceae, Desmidiales, Closteriaceae.